CUAGAAAACCCAUGCAUGGAAAAUGGCCCUCUAUUCCUUUCAUAGUGCAUUACUUUGACCAGGGUCUAUUGCUCUGGUCACUAUAAAGGGAAUACCUUGCCAUAAUGGGACAAGAAAAAUAACAGAGAGAGAAACAGAGAGAGAAAACAAGAAAAGAAGAGUGUGUAGGUGUGUCUGUGUCAGUUUGGCAGGGGGGAGGAACCUACCUGUAUGUGAGGGACUCUGUGCUGUGGAGAUGACACACCCCUUUUCAAACCAGUCUGACUAGAUAUAACGCUUCCCCAAUUCUGCCACAUACACCCUUUCUGUUACUGACUGAAACCUGACCAGUCUUUUCCACACACACGCUCCUCCCUCACCUUUAAGCUUGAAGAAGUAAAUAAAUAUAUAAUCAUAAUGAAGGUGUUUCUCUCUCAGGGAUCCUGGCACCACUGGUGAAAAUACCAUCUGUCGCUACUGUCCUCUCUCAACUCUGCACAUUCAAAUUACAGAAGAGAUCUAUUUGCAUUCAAAAAUGCAUUUGUGUCUUAUGGCUGUUGGUAAGACUUAGUCACUGCAAGUGCAUACAAGUUUCUCUUGACAAAGUGUAGAGUCAAAGUUGCAAAAGGUUAGUCUUGUGAGAGAAACAAAAUAACAGGGCAUGUACCGACAAGAUAAGAGGGCGGGCAGAGAAUGCUUCCUGCAAAAUAUCGAUGUUCUGAUUGGCAGGUGACAACGUCACUCAUUUUGAAGUUCUCUUCGCAACCAGGAACGCACUAAGCACAAGUUUUGGUACUCAGCCUAGUGAGCCUUCUACCUGGCCAAGGUCUUGUCCGCGGUCCAUAGCCUUCAAAAAACAACGCCAGUGACCGGCGAGGUCGUAACUGUUACUGAACUAUGAUGGCCUCGCAGAAAGGGAUGUUUACUGGCGUUUUACUUUGUCUCGUCGUGUCCAUGACUGUAGCUUUACAGGUGUCCAUCCCUGAGCGGUCCUAUGAGUUCACCAGGGGAGACAACAUCACUAUACCAUGCACCUUCAAACCCAAGAACCCAAUCAACAAUCUGGUCAUCAUAUCCUGGUUGGCUGAAGCAGACAAACCCGGAGAGCCAGAGUCGUGUCCAUGACUGUAGCUUUACAGGUGUCCAUCCCUGAGCGGUCCUAUGAGUUCACCAGGGGAGACAACAUCACUAUACCAUGCACCUUCAAACCCAAGAACCCAAUCAACAAUCUGGUCAUCAUAUCCUGGUUGGCUGAAGCAGACAAACCCGGAGAGCCAGAGGUGUCCAUCCUCACCUCCUACUCUACUGGUGAACUGGACAUCACUGACCAGUAUGAAGGAAGAGUUUCCCUGGAGCAGGACAUAGCUAAAGGAGUAGCCAACCUUAAGCUGUCCUCCAUCAGUCUCCUGGACAACCGACUAUUCGAGUGUCGGGUCUCCAUCCCCAAGGAUGACAAGGGCCAGCUGGCUGACACCACCCAUCUGGUGGUCCUGGUGGCUCCCUCUGUGCCUAUCUGUAAGAUUGAUGGGAGGGCAGAGUACUUCCAGAACAUCAGUCUCACCUGUCUGUCUGAAGAGGGCUCUCCUCUCCCUACCUACAAGUGGCAAGGCUACGACGUCAAAAACAUGCCCCGAGCACCUGCACCCAGGACAACAGACAAGGAUGGUGUCCUGUCUCUCUUCAACCUCACCAUAGAAUCCUCAGGAUACUACAUCUGUACCUCCACUAAUAAGAUCCGUAGUGCCAAAUGCAACCUGACGCUGUCCGUCAUGCCACCGUCUAUGGCCAUGGGUUCAACAGCAGGUAUCAUUGGCGGCGUUGCGGUUGGUGUUCUGGUGCUGCUCAUCAUCCUCCUCUACUGCUGCUGCUGCAGAAAGAAGAAGGACAAGGCAGAGGAGUACGCUAUGGGGGUUCCAGAGGGGGAGGAGUUCCACGACAACAAACCUGUGGUGAACGGCGAGGUUCGCCAGACGCGCAGCAUGGAAGACGACGAUGACCACCCACCAAAGAUCGUGGACCGCCACGACCAGUACAAGGAACGCAGCGAGAAGGACUACGGUGACCGUCGCAGCGACUACGGUGACCGCCGCGAUGGCUACGGUGACCGCCGCAGCGACUACGGUGACCGCCGCGAUGGCUAUGAUGACCGCCGCAGCGACUACGGUGACCGCCGCGAUGGCUAUGAUGACCGCCGCAGCGACUACGGUGACCGCCGCGAUGGCUAUGAUGACCGCCGCAGCGACUACGGUGACCGCCGCGAUGGCUAUGAUGACCGCCGCAGCGACUACGGUGACCGCCGCAGCGACUACGGUGACCGCAGGGACCAGGACGACCGCUACUCUGACCACCGUGACCGGUACGACCGUGAUCGUGUUUACGAUGAACGCAGCGAUGGCAGUCGGUACAGUGAUCGUUAUGAUGACCGUGACAGACCUCCCAGUGUACCCACCAAUAAACCUGCUAAGCCUUCUAAAAAUAGAAUAGAUUAGAACCACUUCAUGUUUCCCGCAACUUGUUUUUGAAGUGGUUGAAAAUAUUACUAUUAUAAAAUAGUAGCUAGGUCAGGCUUCACAAAGUGCCUCGCUACUAGACUGAACCUGGUUACAUAAAUAACAGGACGACAGAUACUCAACUAAGUUAAAGCCUAUAGAUCAGGGAUCAUCAAACAGAUUCAGCUGCCAGAUGGUGUUUUUCCUUUAGCAGAAGUUCAGGGGUUCGGAACAUAAUUAUAUAUCAUUUGUAGACGGCAAAUUGACUGCAAGAAGCCGAAACGGAUGUAAUAUUUGACAAAUAUAUAAUAAUUUAGAACCUUGCUUACAUUUGUAAACCAUCACAUAUAUAUCGCUCUUGUGUGUGGGAAUAUUUGAACAGAUUUCCAAAAUGAAAAUCACUUGGAGCUGAUUUCCUGGUUUUUGUACAGUCUUUUAUGUUCAACAAUAGCAAUUCUACAAACAAACAAAAUAUUUUUUUGGUUCAGAAAAGUUGGGGGGCCAAAGAAAAGGGUCUGUCAGGUUGGGAACCCUGCUAGAGACCACUAGAGGUGGAGCGGCAUUGUGUCACUGUUAUCUAUGUAAAGGCCUUCUAUGUGGAGUACAGCCUAUGAUUGAAGGAAGGGUGGCCUCAAUUCAGUUCAGUAGUCAGGAAGCGAAUUGGAAUGCUUAUUCAAGAUUUGAAAAGUGCCAUCUAGUAUUUUCAAUUAGGAUUUUUUAAACAUUUUUAUUCUUGAAUCUGAAUUUAAAUUUGCGUUCUGUUAUAAGCUGCCAUUGCCUGAGUAAGACUGUAUGAAUUCUCAGUGCAGUUUAUUGGAUAAUGCAUUUUUCCUCCUGCCUCACUGUCUACUGUUGGUGUGACAGAAGAGCUUUUCAUGUCCGUCUCAGGUCUUGUCUGUUUGAGAACCACUGUUGGUGUGACAGAAGAGCUUUUCAUGUCCGUCUCAGGUCUUGGCUGUUUGAGAACCACUGUUGAUGUGACAGAAGAGCUUUUCAUGUCCGUCUCAGGUCUUGGCUGUUUGAGAACCACUGUUGGUGUGACAGAAGAGCUUUUCAUGUCCGUCUCAGGUCUUGGCUGUUUGAGAACCACUGUUGGUGUGACAGAAGAGCUUUUCAUGUCCGUCUCAGGUCUUGGCUGUUUGAGAACCACUGUUGGUGUGACAGAAGAGCUUUUCAUGUCCGUCUCAGGUCUUGGCUGUUUGAGAACCACUGUUGGUGUGACAGAAGAGCUUUUCAUGUCCGUCUCAGGUCUUGUCUGUUUGAGAACCACUGUUGGUGUGACAGAAGAGCUUUUCAUGUCCGUCUCAGGUCUUGUCUGUUUGAGAACCACUGUUGGUGUGACAGAAGAGCUUUUCAUGUCCGUCUCAGGUCUUGUCUGUUUGAGAACCACUGUUGGUGUGACAGAAGAGCUUUUCAUGUCCGUCUCAGGUCUUGUCUGUUUGAGAACCACUGUUGGUGUGACAGAAGAGCUUUUCAUGUCCGUCUCAGGUCUUGUCUGUUUGAGAACCACAUGCUUUUUGGUGACGGUUUAUUUGUUUUUAUCAACUGUGGAUUGCUAAUACCCUCUAAUAUAAAAUGUUGGAGUUACAUUUAAUAUCAAUGCUAAUACCCUCUAAUAUAAAAUGUUGGAGUUACAUUUAAUAUCAAUGCUAAUACCCUCUAAUAAAUGAAUAAAGUUGUUAACCUUUUUAAUAGUUGUUUUCAUUACUUAGAAGUGUUGUGUUUGGUACAUGUGUUUAGCGUCAUGAUGCUUGUUAAUACAGUGUUUCAGCUGUGAGCAGUGUAGCAUCAGGUGUCUUCAUUAACAUAUUGAAACCAUGACUUGUUUUUGGAGUGAGUGAGUGAAUCAGGCCUUUGGAAAGAGAACCCACUUUAAGAACAGAGAGAAAGUAGUUUCAGUCUGUGGCAUGUGCCUGUUGUUUCACUUCUUCAUUAUAGCCUGAGGCCAGACAACACUAAACUAGAAGUGGCUUUAUUGGGUUCAGACCUUUUACAUAGGUCUGUCUGAGUGAGGAGUUUUUAUCUAAGGAAGGGAAGAUCAUCUUGUCUUUAAUCUUUGCCAAAAAUGUCUAACCUUUGUUUUGUUUUUAUGCAUUUGAAAUGUACGGGGACACAAUUUAACUAGUUAAAACAUCAAAUGUUUUGGUUAGAUGUGAUGGUACAAUUUAAUAACUGUAAAUAAAAUGUAUCAUGUUUCUAA
Molecule: messenger RNA, 4668 nt
Organism: Salmo salar (Atlantic salmon)
Lineage: Eukaryota; Metazoa; Chordata; Actinopteri; Salmoniformes; Salmonidae
Product: V-set and immunoglobulin domain-containing protein 2
Cellular component (GO): plasma membrane
Source: RefSeq, a predicted model, not a curated record